GAAACGAUGUUGCAAUGUAUGGCAAUUUUCAACAAAUAAACGUUUUUGUUUACACCAAAAAGACAUGUGAGCGAGUGAAACAUUUUUUAAAUGUCGAUAAUUAUGACGUUUAUUACAUCACAAUACGAAAACCACUCUGGGGGAAAAUCGAAACACAGUUAGUUAAGUCAUGAUAAAAAAACUAAAGCAAACAUUUGUUGUUAUUACGUCACGAGGCGGGGACUAUUGUCUUAAGAAGAAUUUGGAAACGACAGUGAACGCCACUAACAGUGAGUUUUCAUUUCAAUCGUGACCCAAUUUGAAUUUUAAGAUAUUUUUGUAUUUUUUUUACUCUAGAAUCCCCGACUAUUCUUUAAGAUGAGAUGGUCAAGUCACGUGUUCAAACAGGUUUCCCUACAACACGUAAGGGGGUUCCUCUACAUUAGUUCAAUAUGUAGAAACUGCGCCGGGAAAAUGAGUUUCCAAAUCCUUAAUGGAAAAUCUCCAGCGGAACUUUAACCUUAUAUAAGCCCAAGAAGAAAAUAGUCUGGCAUACCCUGUACAAGAAGCACAGCAAACAGUUGCAGAAAGAAAUAAGAGGAAUUUCAGAGAAAUCAAGUUAAAUAAACCUGCUCCAAGAAAUCUACAUAAACCCAGAUAUUGAAUUUCUGCUCAUUUCAAAGCCAAUCAAAAUGAAGACUUUAUUUUUUGGAGUUGUCUUCAUUUUACUCAUUGUGAUUGGAACCUGCAACGCUGGUAGCCGAAAAAGAAAAUAUAUUAAGCGAGCCAAAUUAGAUAAAAUUACAAAAAGGACCCUUUUCAAAGACUUUGACUGUGAAGUGGACAAGGUGGGUUUCAAGACGGGACAUACUCUUAAAUGGGAUAUAGUUAAUUUGAACUGCAACAAUGUGAACGAAGGUUCCAGAAUCAUGUCUGUGAUCUGCCCAAAACGAUGCGGAUGCCCGCCCAACAAGAAAAUUUGGAAAACGAAAAUGAUUUAUAGUCAACAACGUGUUACAGCUCGAGAUACGGGAAACGAAACGAUUAUUAGAAUACCAACUAGCUGCUACUGUUAAUAGUGGCGUUGCAUUUAGUUAUGCAAACCGCUUGAAUCCUUCCGUUUAAAUUACAUUUUAUUUAUUUA
This is a messenger RNA of Ciona intestinalis (vase tunicate), 1123 nucleotides long. The record is from RefSeq and is a predicted model, not a curated record. Lineage: Eukaryota; Metazoa; Chordata; Ascidiacea; Phlebobranchia; Cionidae.